GGGUAGUAAAGGUUGGGGCGGCGCGGGGCUGCGAGCGGCGGCCGGAGCGCGGAGCGGGGAAAGGCGGCCCCGCCAUGGUGGCCCCGGAGGGGCUGCGGGAGAUGGAGGGCAGCGCGCUGCGGCGUCUGGUGGGACGGGAGGAGGCGAGCGGCGGGCGCUGCCUGCUGCUGGACUGCCGGCCCUUCCUGGCGCACAGCGCCGGCCACAUCCGCGGGGCUCUCAACGUGCGCUGCAACACCAUCGUCAGGCGGCGGGCCAAGGGGGCCGUCAGCCUGGAGCAGAUCCUGCCGGCCGAGGGCGAGGUGCGGGCGCGGCUGCGCGCCGGGCUCUACACCGCCGUGGUGCUGUACGACGAGCGCAGCCCACGCGCGGAGGCCCUGCGGGACGACAGCACCGUGGCCCUCGUGCUGCGCGCGCUCCGGCGCGACAUGGCGCGCGCCGACAUCCGGCUGCUGGCAGGAGGUUACGAGCGUUUUGCCUCAGAGUAUCCUGAAUUCUGCGCUAAAACCAAGACCCUGAGCAGCGUUUCGCCCCCCAGCAGCACUGAGUCCCUGGAUUUGGGCUUCAGUUCAUGUGGGACACCCCUUCAUGACCAGGGUGGCCCUGUGGAAAUCCUUCCCUUUCUCUACCUUGGCAGCGCCUACCAUGCGGCACGGCGGGACAUGCUGGAUGCACUGGGCAUCACAGCCCUGCUGAACGUUUCAUCCGACUGCCCCAACCACUUUGAGGGGCACUACCAGUAUAAGUGCAUCCCCGUGGAAGACAACCACAAAGCUGACAUAAGCUCCUGGUUCAUGGAGGCAAUUGAGUACAUUGACUCGGUGAAAGAGUGCUGUGGCCGAGUCCUUGUCCACUGCCAGGCCGGCAUCUCCCGCUCAGCCACCAUCUGCCUGGCCUACCUGAUGAUGAAGAAGCGCGUUAAGCUGGAAGAGGCCUUCGAGUUUGUCAAGCAGCGCCGGAGCAUCAUCUCUCCUAACUUCAGCUUCAUGGGGCAGCUGCUGCAGUUCGAAUCGCAGGUCUUGGCCACCUCGUGCGCAGUGGAAGCUGCCAGCCCCUCAGGGACACUGCGGGAGCGGGGCAAGACCACUUCUACCCCUACCUCCCAGUUUGUCUUCAGCUUCCCUGUCUCUGUUGGUGUCCAUGCCACCCCCAGCAGCCUCCCAUACCUGCACAGCCCCAUCACCACGUCACCCAGCUGUUAGCUUGGGGCUAAGGCCAGCCAGGCAGGUAGCACACAGGGGCACAGAGCCCCAGGAUGUUAAGCAAUAGUGCCGGACACUGCCAUUGACCCUGGACUCAAUGUCUUUUUCGUAGAGCAAUUUCUUACCUCAUCUCGUACUUUUUUUUUUUGCUUUUUAUGUUGUGAAAGCCACAAACCUCGAUGUUGUCCAGGCUCUGUUUUAAGGGGGGGGGGGGAAAUAGUGUACUGGGUUUCCUGAAGUGCCUGGUCUGCAUCUCUUCCCAUCUCUACUUUAUUAUCUUGUUUUUCAGGAAGAAAAAAAAAAACAAAAAUCCCCCUCCCCUCCCAUCCUGUUUCUGCCCCCAGUUCAUUUGGGUGUUGACUUGGGUUGAAAAGGGAGUAUAAGAUAUUUCUGUUGCACAGCACUUUCCCCCCUUUGCACAGAGGGACAACUGGUGAGUGCAGUAGGUGCUGCGUACCUGAGCCAGUCACAGUGACCAGCAAUGCUGCAGCAGGGCUUCAGGGUGAUUGCAGGGAGCUUCAGGUCAACUGCUGUGCUGGCAGCUGGGGGACAGCAGCCCCUGGCUGGGAGGCAGCAUGGAUGGAGAGAUGCAAUCCUAAGUGAUGCUUUUGUGUGUGUGUGUGUGUAUGUAUAUAUGUACCUGUGUCUUUAAAUCUCCCCAGUUGCCAUAAAACUUGUGCCAAACCUCCUGUAGUUUAAAGAAGAGAAAGAAGGGGUAAGGACAGCAAUACAGGCUGCUGAUUACUCUUGACCUGUUCCCUCCCUACGAUCCUAUAGCUGCUCUUCCCAAAGAAGCAUGGUAGGACAGGGCUGGACUGUGAUGUGGAGAGAAGCAGUAGGGGAAGAAGAGGUGCAGAGGUGUCCUCCAUUUCACUUUCUGCACUCCAGGACCAGCAUCUGCCACUACCUGGGCUCUGCAGAGCAUUCACCCACCUGCACUGGGCUGCAAGGUCCCACACACCCAGGCACCUGCACUGCAGCCUUAGGCUCAAGCCCAGAAAAUGCUUCAUCCCCAAUCCCUGUGUAGCUUUACCACUCUCCAUCUUCCCAGCCCACACCAAGACAAAAUGCCUGUGUGGCUGAUGUACAUAUGUAUGGUUUUGUUCCUUUUAUUAUUAUUUUUUUUUUUUUUUAGAAAUCAACUUUUUAUUUAUUGCCCGAGGGAGAAAAAUUGUUUGGAAAAAAUAAUAAUAAAACACUUUUCAGCAGUUGUGGCUGAGAUCAGGUUUGUCUGGGGGCCCAGAGAAUCAUAGAAUGGCUUGGGUUGGAAGGAAACUCAAAGCCCACCUAAUUUCAAUCCUCUGCCCUGGGCUGGUUGUCCCCCUUAUCACAUCAGGCUGCCCAGUGCCCCAUCCAACCUGGCUUUGAGCACCACCAGCGAUGGGGCAUCCACAGCCUCUCUCCCCAACAACAGGUGGUGCAAACACUCAGCUUUUACAGAGCAACUGUUAAAAAUGUAUUUAUUGAGUUUUAAACUAUUACAAGUAUUGCAGAUCAGACAUUUAGCCAAGCACAUUUAUAGAUCAAAAUUGGUUGUUACAACAAUGUUACCUAAAGUCCACCAUGUAGAUAGGCUGAGAACCUGCCCAUCAUCUUCUUUUACAGAGAGGGUAAAGGAAGAAAUAAAUAAAUGCUAUCCCAACUCCAGGUGGUCAGCCACCAAGAGAGGAACAAAGGACUAGCUGUGAAGACAAGUUAUAUAAAAGUCUAAAAACUCAACCCCAGGUACAUCGCUGUUUGGGGUGGCAGAGCAAGCAAUCAGAAAUGGAGGUGCACAAGCUCACAGGACUGUGGCACAGAAAUCCCCACUUCGAUUUCCAAAGCUGAAGCAAGUUCCGCAGAUGUUAAGAAGAAACAGUGCCAAAAUUACCUUGUAAUACAGUUACUCUAAUCAAACUACAUUAGUCAUCAGCACAACGGAACCAACACUAAAAAUUGCCACCAAUAGGCUCAGUAUGACAGAACUAGAUAGAUCAAAACCAGUCUGCUAAUACAGCCUGAUGGGCGCAUGCGUUCAUUUCACCGCAACGCAUGGGCUCCUCUUGCUCCCUGCUGACUCACUCACCUUCCUACAGCAGUGCUCACAAGCACUGCCCUGACCCCCACAGGUUGCAGGCAAUGAGCUCUCCCCUGUACCCAAAGCACCUCUGACCAUCAGCAGGUUCCAGUCCAUAGGUUCCCACAUCAGUUGGUACCCAGGGCUAAACUGAAUCUGUACUUCCCCGUCCUACCCAGGAGUGUGGCAGCUUAGCUUGAAAUGACUGAAACACACACCAGGCACACAUUCUUUUUGAUAUCAGUUAGAUUUUCUAGGGUCAGGAAGCAUGGGAUUGGUGAAAUUACAUUAAGAAUAAAUUCACACGCUUCCUGACUUUUUGCUUCAGAGAACAAUCACAGUGUUCAUAACUCAUCUGCUUACUUUGAGCUUGGGAACCUUUCUUUUUCCCCAUCUUCGGAAAAGAAAAUUGGUAGAAGAGUUUGCAGGUUAGGAAAUUCCUGCUGCACAACACGGUGGGAUUUCAUCGCAUCACCUGCAAAUGCUCAGAACAGAGGUUAGAAAAAAAUGAUCCUCAUUCUUUGACUACAGAGCAGUAGCGGCUGGAAAACUACCAAACCAGUAGAACAGUCUGCAGCAGUUUUCAUGGAGCUGGGAUCAAAGAUUGGCGGAGAGAAGUAAGGAAGAGAAAGAAGGAUGUACCACGCUGAGAUGCUGUACUCUGGUUUUAAUUCUGACAAGUUUUGCUGACAGCGUUCAGACUGCAAUGCCACCCUGUGUCAUGGAUAUAACCUAAGCCCUGGAGAGCCAGAACCUCCCGGUUCAGACUUGGUGAAGGCUGCUCACUGUCUGCUCACUGAGGCCCUAUCACAGCUGUUUCAAAGCACUCCUCUAAGAGUAAAAGGCACCGGCUCAGGACAACUGCCAUCCCCUCCCCUGCAAGGCACCACAUUAAUCCCACAGGGAACGGCUCGGCCUGGAGCCACUGAGAGGUGCCAGGCUCCCAAACCUGGCUUAGCCCAGCACCUUCCUGCAUCCUCGCUUCUAUCAUGCCUCUAUUGGUGACACAGUGCUGCAUACAAGCAUCCCAUCACCAGGGGACAGCCCUGCUCAGGACGAGGCACCCUGGCAAAUCCACUUUCUGCAACUAGGAGCUCUUACAACUCCCUCAGCUAAAGCAGCAGCAACUCUACUGCAAACCAAACAAUGUCAGCAGCAGCUCAACCACCACCAGCUUUUCCAUAGGUAACAGACACUGAUGGGAAGAUCCUCAUCUUGUUUUCAGCCACAAGAGGACACACACACACACACACACACACCUUCAGCCAGCAGAGGCACAUGCUGGUCUGCACAGCCCACCAGACUGCAGUGUCCCUCUGUGCUGGCCAUGUCACCAACAUGGCAUGAGACCGUUAUGAGACAAAAGCCACUGCAAAAUGAUUUCUUCACACAGCACCUUUACUCUGCACAGAACAUCAGAUACGUAACAUGGGGAGUUUCAAGAUACCGAACACUGUAUUUUCGUACUCCAGAACUUCACAGCUCCUGAAGAAACCCAGAUUUUGUUCCAUUAGCACACAGGAAA
Molecule: messenger RNA, 4783 nt
Organism: Phasianus colchicus (ring-necked pheasant)
Lineage: Eukaryota; Metazoa; Chordata; Aves; Galliformes; Phasianidae
Gene: DUSP4
Product: dual specificity phosphatase 4
Biological process (GO): protein dephosphorylation; negative regulation of MAPK cascade; endoderm formation
Cellular component (GO): nucleus; cytoplasm
Molecular function (GO): MAP kinase tyrosine/serine/threonine phosphatase activity
Source: RefSeq, a predicted model, not a curated record